Molecule: messenger RNA, 1587 nt
Organism: Arabidopsis lyrata subsp. lyrata
Lineage: Eukaryota; Viridiplantae; Streptophyta; Magnoliopsida; Brassicales; Brassicaceae
Product: putative cysteine-rich receptor-like protein kinase 9
Source: RefSeq, a predicted model, not a curated record
CUUCGGUUGGAAAAGGUUCCGAUCGGGUGUACGCUGUGGGGAUGUGCAUCCCGGGUACUGAACCAAAGGUUUGGAGGCUUUGGAACAACGAAUCAUUCUUGGAACUCGUAGACCCGGCCAUGGGGGAGAGUUGUGAUAAAGAUGAAGUGAUCAGAUGCAUCCAUAUAAGCUUAUUGUGCGUUCAAGAAUAUCAUGCAGAUCAUCCAACCAUGUCCAUAGUAUUUCAGAUGCUCACUAAUACUUUUCUUACUCUGCCCGUGCCUCAGUCACCUGGAUUUGUCUUUAGAGUCAGAUCCGAGCCAAACACAUUAGCCGAGCGAUUGGAGCCUGGUCCGUCUACUACCAUGUCGUUUGCUUGUUCCAUUGAUGAUGCAUCGAUCACGAGUGUUAAUUAUCGGUGAAAUAUAAUUAGAGGUUAAUACCCUAAUGAUAAUAUGUAUAUCCUUUCAUUACACAAAACUCUAAUAGCCACAAUUACUAAAGCUAAAAUCAAGGGAAUUUCAACAUAGCCGUUUACAUUGACUUCGAUUGAGUGACUGACUUAUCGUAGUCACUCGUCACAAACCACUGACUUAUCGUAGAGAGAGAAGAAAAAUUUACAGUUUAUAUAUGGAAGCUCCUUGAUGUGAAACUCAAAUCAAGGAACUCGAAGAAAAAACCAUGUCUUGUCUUAUAUCUUUCAUCUUCCUUUUCCUUUUCUCAUUCCUUACUAGCUUCAAAGCUUCUGCUCAAGAUCAUUAUUUCCUAAAUCAUAAUUGUCCAAAUACGACAACUUACUCAAGUAACAGCACUUACUUCACCAAUCUCAAAACCCUUUUGUCCUCUCUCUCUUUCCCCAACGCCUCUUAUCCCACCGGAUUCCAAAACGCCACGGUGGGACAAACCCCUGACAGGGUCACCGGACUUUUCCUUUGCCGCGGAGACCUGCCCGAAGUUUGCCGUAACUGCGUCGCCUUCUCCGUUAACGAAACAUUAACUCGGUGACCAAAUCAGAGAGAAGCUGUGUUCUAUUACGAGGAGUGCAUACUCAGAUACUCUCACAAGAAUAUUCUAUCGACGACCAUUACAAACGAAUGAGAAUUUAUCUUGAGUAACACCAAUAAUAUUUCUCCUAUUCAAAAACAAAUAAACCAGUUUAUAAUUUUGGUGUUAUCUAAUAUGAACCAAGCUGCCAUGGAAGCAGCCAAAAGUUCUAGAAAAUUCUCUACGAUAACGACCGAAUUGACCGCACUCCAGACUUUGUACGGGCUUGUUCAAUGCACUCCUGAUCUUUCAAGACAAGACUGCAUGAGAUGUCUGACAAGCUCCAUCAAUAGAAUGCCACUUUCUAGAAUUGGAGCAAGACAGUUUUGGCCAAGUUGUAAUUCAAGGUACGAGCUUUACGCGUUCUACAACGAAACCGCCAUUGAGACACCAUCACCACCACCGCCGCCUCUGCGGUUUCCAGGGCAGUGACAUCUCCUUCACUAUCUAGUGAACAGUGAACACUUUCUUCUUCCUCUGUUUUUUCCUCUGUUUACUUGAUCUUAGCAAUACUAAUAUGGAAAAGAUUCAUUCUAUGACAGAAUUUUCAAUUUUGUUUUGUUA